AGAGGCACCAGGGCGGGACUGGGGGGAAAGGCCCUUUCACUGAUCACUCCCCCCGUUCCCAAUCCCCUCCAACAGCUCCACUGAUGGCCCACUUCCUGAAACCGCUAGCUGGAGAACUACCAUGCAAAUAUAUUCAAAGCAGCUUAGGUUUUGGAAUGGUUCGUUGAUUAUAGCAAUUUCGUAAAGAUGCGACUCUCCCCAAAGCUGUGAAAAGGUGUGAGAGAGGAUAACGCAGAAGAAAAUACACGACGACCGGUCGGAUCCAACUGUUAACCUCGCUGGGGUGAUGAGGGUGUUGGAUAGAACAGUCCUGCAGGGAGGGGUGGAACAUGGAUUGAGGGCCUUGGCCCCCUGUGACACUUGUCCACUUUAUCAGAUGGUAUCCUCCCGGCAACCAGGGUGAAUGGAGUUUGGUGUACGCGGGGUGGAGCUGUGGACUCACAAGCUGGGAACUCUACAAAGAUGCCUGAGGUUCGGGACCUUUCCGAAGCUUUGCCAGAGAUGCCCAUGGACCCAAUCACUGGAGUUGGAGUAGUAGUCUCUAGAAACAGGGCACCCACUGGAUAUGAUGUGGUCUCUACAACAUCGGACGGCCUGGAUGCUGACCUGUGGAAGGAUGGCCUUUUCAAAUCCAAGGUGACCCGCUACCUCUGCUUCACCAGGGUCUUCUCUAAAGAAAAUAGCCAUUUAGGCAAUGUUCUUGUGGACAUGAAGCUGAUCGAUAUAAAGGACACUCUGCCUGUGGGCUUCAUCCCAAUCCAGGAGACUGUUGACACUCAGGAGCAGGCCUUCAGGAAGAGGCGACUCUGCAUCAAGUUUAUUCCACGGGACUCCACAGAGGCAGCCAUCUGUGACAUCCGCAUCCUGGGACGCUCCAAACAGGCUCCCCCCCAGUACACCUUCAUAGGAGAGCUUAACAACAUGGGAAUCUGGUAUCGAAUGGGGAACGUACCUCGGGCCCAGGACUCCACACACACAUCAACCACCAACAACAUCCAGAAUAUGAACUCCUCCUCCAGCUCAGCCGCAGUGCCAGCAGCUCCUAUGCCCAAACAACACGGACAUGAGGUUUUUUUCAAAGAAGAGGAAAGGAAGUCAUUACUGCGCUUGAGAGUGACUCAGAGGCAGGGUCAGAACGCAGGGACAGUGGCGAGGGUUCCAUUGCUGAGGCACAUUUCCAUGACUCUCCCAGCCAGCUUCAGAGGGAAGAACACUACCAGACCAGACUAUGAGCAUCAGAACUCCAACCUGUAUGCUAUCUCAGCAAUGGAUGGCGUGCCUUUCAUGAUCUCUGAGAAGUUUGCCUGUGCCUCGUCCGAUCUGCAGCAGGUUGAUCUGAUGGGCAUUACAAUCAAGUCACUGGCUGAGAUUGAGAAAGAGUAUGAUUACAGUUUCCGCACAGAGCACAGUGCAGCAGCUCGCCUGCCUCCCAGUCCAACACGGACCUCCAUGAGCUCUGAGGCCUGAGGAUCCCCUCCUAACCUCUCCUAACAACACUUUCCCCAUACGGACACCAGCAGGAGAGACCUGUACACAACUACUGAUGACCUGCCCACAACAAACAGUCCCAAACAUCUGUACUGAGAAGAAAGGGGGGAAAAAAAGGAUUUGGCGGGUCUGGCUUAACCCCCUACAUUCAAAAUUGAUGACCUGGCUUUUAAAAUGAGAUGGAAUUGCCCAUUGUUGGACAAAACAGACCUUUCUUGCUCAAGGAAAUUGAAAGAAAUCUCACUCAUAUGAUUUAAAAAUACAUUUCUUUUCUCAAAAGAAUCGUGAAGUGUUGUUCACUGUAAUACAAAUAACCACGCCCCAUCUGAAGGACUUGUUACAAACAAGAUAAAAGGAUUAAAAGGAUAAUUUAUUUUAAAGGAGGGCACCUGUUAGGCCUUUGCUCUCUGAAAUGGAAUGAGAGUCUGAGAGCAGCCAUCAUAUUUGCCUUCCUCGUUCAUGACACACCUGCUGCUCUGUCAUUGCCCUGAGUCAAGGCACCAGGAGGGCACAUCAUCCCAGUGUUACAAAAGGAAACUUCAUAUCAUUGGAUUUUAUUUUCAACCUUAUACUGGUCUUAAUGGGGAAUUAUUCUCAAGUUCUCUAGAUGUUACUGUAAUAUAGUGGUGACUGAGUGCACUUUGUUUGGGAAUUUCAGUGUGCUUCCUGUUUGCCACAGAUAUUCUGUUAACCACUCCUUCACUGUCUCUGUACUUGAGCCAGCAGCUUGGCUUACAUAGAACCACUAUUACUGUUUUAAAGGUUGACACUGGUUACACUGCUGGACUACACAUACCACUAUUCUUAUGAUUUUUGUUAACCAUUGCUACUGUAAUAUCUGCUAUUUUUUAGGACUGGGUAUCAUUUUUCCAUAUUAGUGAUGAUAGAAGAGUUUUGAUACCAAAUACCAAAACAAUAUUUUCAAUACAUUACUUUAAAUAACUAUUAAUAUAAAAAAAUUCUAAAACAAUCCUUUUCAUGUAAAUUUUAGCUAACACGCCUACUUAACAUGUUCUAAAAAAAUGCAUUAAAAUCUACUGCGCAGCACAGUACAUUGCAGUCCUUCCCACUGUCUAACCCAAAUGCGUUUCAAUCACAAUUUUUAGUCGACCAUUUAAAUUUUUGUGAACACAGCUGUCCACAUCAGCAGUGUAACUCAGGCGGAACUGUGACCCAUUACUGUUGGUCACACUCUCUCUAUCACUUUUCAAAUGACAACCUCAAACGAGAGUUACGUAUGUAACUAGGGUUCUAUGAAUUCUGUCUAGCUGCUGUUACACUAGCUACUUCAACUCUAUACAAUCUACAGUUUACUGUUCAUGUUGAAUAUAUACUACAGACCUUGAUAUUAGAAGUAGAAACCCUUAUGUUUCUAACAAAGUUGAACGAUUAAUUUGUUAGCACUACUAUACAACUACAGCUUCCACUAAAAUUGAGCUUAUGGGAAAUUGAGGUCACAAAAACCAUUACAUAUUAAAGAUUUUUUUGUGUGUGUGUGUUUCUUUUGUGAAUUACCAUCCACAUCUUGACAUAAAGAGUGUACCACACAACAUACUCUUGGAUGCCAACUUUCUGUACGUGAUAGUUUUCGAUACUCUGUGCCACGGACACAUUUCGGUCGAUACCAGAAUAGGUGUUGAGUUUUGAUACCCUGCCUGAGUUUCUUUACAUUAUCAGAACUAUCUUUACUAUUUUAAGUUUAAGUUGUUUUUUUUUUUUAGCACUGUGCUUAACAAACUUAAAGAUGUAGUAUAAGUGUCACAAAUUGUAGUCCGUUCAAAAUACAUGAGAAAAGGCAAAGUUGAAGUGGUCUUUUUUUAUUUGAGUACAUUGGUUACAUGUGAAAAAACUUUGUGCCUACAGACCAUAUUUAUACUCUAACAAUGGUAAGUCUUUAAUUCAGUUUGUUUUCUCUCUACCCUUUUAAACAAACUGUUUCUUUUAGCUUCAAUCUGUUUUAGAAGUCUGAACACAUGUCAAAUGGGUAAAAAAAUAACACAAGCACUGUAUAACAACAUUGGAUGUAGCAGCUUAAAGGGGCUGGCAUGGAACCAGUUUAGGCAGGCAACAAUCUUUGGCAAUGGAAAUGUUUCAAAUGACUAAAGAUGCAAUUCAGGAAGUUGCUCCAAUACUGGUUCCUCAUUGGUGGAAAAGCCCUGUGAAAAACUAAAAAGUGUCUUGUAAAGAAAACUCCAAUUACAAAUAAAAUUUUCAAAGUGCACCUUCAAGGGAUAGUAUCACAAUAAUUGUGGCCUAGGGUUAUCCUGUAAUCCAAAUUAUUAAUUACAUUCUAAUCUUUAAUUUUAUCAAUUAGGGCCUGACAAUAUUGGAUUUUUGACACCAAAUGCCAAUAUUGAUAACUGCUGAUUUCUUUGUUUUAGCAUAACCAUACAACACAAACGAACAAGAUCCCUAAAAUGUGGUUAUUAAGAAUUGUGACCAAGAUAUGCAGUGAGCGGGACAUUUUACAGUGUAAAAAUCAACUUGUCAGUAUAAACUAUCGAAACACUGUUUCUCAAUGACCUCAAACAUAUCUGACAUUUGUCAUAAGUCUUAUGAGCAAACAUAUAUGCCGAUACCAAUAUACCAGACAUUCUCAAAUACUGGCCAGGGCCUCAUUUCCACUGUUUAUUUUUUUAUAUAUAUUCUAUCAUGUUUUGUUUUCAGAUCUGCUCCUGUUUUUUGAAAAGCACCAAGGAUUUUGUUGAAGAACAAUGACCCUGUUUUAUUUUGCUUAUUUCCCUCCAUUUGUUUCAUAAGACGGAUGUUAGAAGAUAACAUUUUGUUGUACUUUUUUUCUUGCGUGUGUCUCUGCAACAUUAUCAAGUCAUAAAUGCGUGGAUUAACUCCUUUUUAUUUUAUAUUUUGUUUUUCUAAUUCAUUAGUCAUUUCAGUAUUGUGAUAUGUUUUCCCAAAGGCUCUGUUGUUUUCAGAAAUGUAACAUAGAAUUGUCAAUUGCACUGCUGACAUGUUUUAUGAGGGUGAGAAGAGAAACAGCCAAUGUCCAUGUGAAGCUCUGUGUAUUUAUCUGCCUGCUCUGUGGUAAGCUACAUAUGUAUAAUUUCUCAGCUGUGGUGUUUACUUUCAGUCUUGCUGAAACAUUUAAUAUUUAACUCACAUGGUGUCUGCAUUAAUAACAAAUAACAAUUCUGCUUCUCUGUUAGUUUGCAUGUAUGGUAUCAUGAGAUGUCAGAGGUUUCAAUAGGACAGUUCUUUUGUAGGUUAUUGAUCAAGAUUUUGUCUCAUAGAUAUUCACUAAAGAAUGAACAGCAUUAGUUGAAUUUGUAUUACACGGACGUUUUAUUAAACUAUGAAGAACUGAAA
Siniperca chuatsi (mandarin fish) is the source of this 4812-nucleotide messenger RNA. RefSeq names its product multivesicular body subunit 12Ba (gene mvb12ba). Gene Ontology annotation, cellular component: ESCRT I complex; late endosome. Gene Ontology annotation, biological process: regulation of epidermal growth factor receptor signaling pathway; virus maturation; viral budding. The record is from RefSeq and is a predicted model, not a curated record. NCBI's taxonomy places the organism in Eukaryota, Metazoa, Chordata, Actinopteri, Centrarchiformes, Sinipercidae. The coding region runs from base 463 to 1467 and encodes 334 amino acids. The transcript is spliced from 13 exons.